Molecule: messenger RNA, 1066 nt
Organism: Helicoverpa zea (corn earworm)
Lineage: Eukaryota; Metazoa; Arthropoda; Insecta; Lepidoptera; Noctuidae
Gene: amrt
Product: TM2 domain-containing protein CG11103
Exons: 2
Coding region: 172-720 (182 amino acids)
Source: RefSeq, a predicted model, not a curated record
UUAGCGAUGCCCCGUGCAAGUGGCGUGUGGUCAGUACUGUCAACUGUCAGGAUAUUGUCACUGUCUGUCAAAUUCCUACGAGAUGAUCGUGAAAUGUGAAAACAAUUAUGUUUUGUUAUUGUUAAAAACUGAAUAGAAAAUAACACAUUUAAGAAGAAACGACAACUCAAAAUGUGGACUAUGCAUUUCGUAACAACAAUCUCUAUUUUGCUUUCGUUUUUGACAGCGAUAUCAUCAGAAAGCGACCCAUAUUCAAAAGAACCAUAUCGGCCACUUGGUCCUCUCGUGAAAUGUAAUUUUUUACCGCUGGAAUUCUUGGAUUGUGACGAACCAAUCGAUCAUAAAGGUAACCACACUGCUAGAGACGCUAUAGGUCACGGUUGUGUGAAAUUUGGCGGUGUGAGAUACGAUCAGGUGGAGAAAACAAGGGUGCAGUGUAAAGCAUUGGACGGCAUUGAGUGUUAUGGCAGUAGGAGCUUCCUGAGGGAUGGUUUCCCUUGCGUGCGGUACUCAGGACACUAUUUCACCACCACAUUAAUCUACAGUAUAUUACUAGGGUUCUUAGGAAUGGAUAGAUUUUGUCUUGGACAAACGGGGACGGCAGUAGGCAAGCUGCUCACACUUGGAGGGCUGGGUAUCUGGUGGAUAGUGGACGUCGUGUUACUUAUUACUAAUAGCUUGCAUCCUGAGGAUGGGAGCAAUUGGAACCCUUAUGUUUAGAUUUGAAACAUAUUUAUGUAAAGCUGAAGAAAUUGAAGCACAUGAGAUCUCAUCAACUUGAAAAUUAUAAUAUAAUAGAACAUGAGAGAAACUAAAUCAGGGUGAAAAUUCACUAUAUGCCAAUGUCUAAUAAGAUUUUUAUCAUCUUCCAGCCCUCAUCCCCAUCAAGUUUUGGAUGGUGCAUAUCCUCAAAUACAUUUGUUCAGUAUUUUUUUAUUUUUGUAUAAGAACAGUAGAUCCUAGAUUUUUCUGUGUUAAACCAAUUGAUAAGUCCACUUUCAGAAAUUUCAUUUAACAAAUAAGAAUAUUAUCUGAAUCAUGUUUUCAAUAAAUAAUUUGUCAAGUA